Molecule: messenger RNA, 834 nt
Organism: Nerophis lumbriciformis (worm pipefish)
Lineage: Eukaryota; Metazoa; Chordata; Actinopteri; Syngnathiformes; Syngnathidae
Source: RefSeq, a predicted model, not a curated record
AUGUCGAAGUCCGUGAAGAAAAUAGUGGAUGAGACUCGGGACAAGAACCUUUCAGAUGUUGAAAUGUGUGACAGAGGCAUUUCGAAUUUGUUGGAUAUACCCGGAUUGUUCACUUUGUCCAACAUAACUCAAUUGGUUCUGAGUCACAACAAGCUCACAGCGGUGCCUCCCAACAUCUCUGAGCUCAAAAAUCUGGAGGUUCUUAAUAUGUUCAACAACCAAAUUGAAGAGCUACCAACUCAAAUUAGCAGUCUUCAGAAGUUGAAACACCUUAACCUUGGAAUGAAUCGCCUUUACAACUUACCCAGAGGCUUUGGUUCUUUGCCAGCGCUUGAAGUUUUGGACCUCACCUACAAUAACCUGAGCCAAAAUUCCUUGCCUGGAAACUUCUUCUAUCUCACAACUCUUCGUGCUCUAUAUCUGAGUGAUAAUGACUUUGAAGUCCUGCCAGCUGACAUUGGGAAGAUGACCAAGCUGCAAAUAUUGAGCCUACGGGACAACGAUCUGAUCUCUCUACCGAAGGAUAUUGGGGAACUCCUUCAACUCAAGGAGCUUCACAUCCAGGGCAAUAGACUGACCGUACUACCUCCGGAACUCGGUAAUCUUGAUCUGACUGGUCCAAAGCAGGUCUUCAAGGCUGAAAACAAUCCCUGGGUCACUCCCAUUUCUGACCAGUUUCAACUAGGAGUCUCACACGUUUUUGAAUAUGUUCGCUCUGAGACCUACAAAUAUCUCUAUGGCAGACACAUGCAGGCCAACCCGGAACCUCCAAAGAAGAGCAACGACAAGAGUAAGAAGAUCAGCCGAAAACCGCUUGCAGCCAAAAACAGAUAA